Molecule: messenger RNA, 1967 nt
Organism: Chara braunii
Lineage: Eukaryota; Viridiplantae; Streptophyta; Charophyceae; Charales; Characeae
Source: the annotation of a GenBank genome assembly
GCGUCCCUUGCGGCUGACGGCAGCAACGUUCCUCGACGGAAGCGUUUGGGUACAGGAUGGCGGCUGCAUGUCGGCGGGCACGUUGAACGUACAUGUACACGUCCGAAGCAGCAGACACGUCAUCACACGAUCGCCAUCGUUGUCGUCUUCGCAGGCGCACCUUCAUCGUCGGAGUGCACGUCGUGCACUCCGGUCGUCACUCGCAGCAUCGCUGUUCUGCGCCUCGGCACACGUGGAGUCUUCUGUACUUGGCGACGCCCACGUCGACAGUACUAGUUUCGGCGAUGGACAUGAAUGGGGAGGCGGGUCGUGACACACUGAGCAAGGAGGAGAGGACGGCGGUGGUAGGGGCCGUGAACGCCAUCCUCUUCCGCUGUCAAUUGCAGAGGAGCGAGGAGAGGAUGAGAGCGGUCAUUCGUGCACGGUGGAAGAGGACGCUGCAGUCCAUGAAUGUGGACGUAGAGGACAAUGGUGCCAUUUGCGACGCCGUGCUGAAGGUGUGCUACAUCAUGGGGUGUGGAGCAUUUCCCAGAGUGAUGCCCAAGUGGUGGAUGAAGCGACGGACAAGGGGGACGUGGGAGGAUCUGCGGCAAGGCGACGACGCGGCGACCGACUGCUUCAAGGACAAGUUGCGCAUGUCGCCACCUGUGUUCCGAGAGAUCGUGGAAGCUCUGUCUCCUUUCCUUCAACGGCGUGUCACUUCCUAUAGGGAGCCUCUCCAGCCUGACCACAUUGUCGCGUACGCUUUGUAUAGGUGGGUGUCGAGGGAGACGUACGAGAGUGGGACAUGGAGCUUCGGCAUUGGCAUAUCUUCUGGGUUGCGCGCUGCGCGGGAUGUAACUGUGGCGUUGCCGAGUGCGUACCCCGACAAGAUAUCGUGGUCGACGGCGCUGCAGAAGGCGGUCGUCUUGCGCGCUUUCGCUGCCAUGGGAAGUUGCCACGAUGUGAGGAUCGUCCACCUGUCGAGUUUGUGGGUGCGCGCGGAGGCAGGGGAGCUUUUCGGUGGGUCACCUGUCCUGCUGCCUUUCGGUGUGCAGACGAACGGGUAUCUGCUGGUCGACAAUGGUUAUCCCCCCUCCGAAUGGGUAGUCGUCCCCUAUGGUGGUCUCUCACAGCACCCAUCGGAGUUGCGCUUCGACAACAAGCAGAAGACGACAAGGGGAGUAGUUGAGAGGGCUUUCGGCAGACUGAAAGGGAUGUGGAGGUUGUUCCUUUGCUCCCACAAGACGAACAUGGAGACGUUGCCGCAGCAGUUCGUUGUCGUCUGCAUUCUGCAUAGCUUACUCAUCGACGAGGGGAUCCUCUUCGACGACAAUCUACUGUGGGAGGUCGGGCCGGACGUUGUGCACCGCAGGGUGGCCCUUGGGAUGCAGCGGCCCUUGAGGCCGAUGUGUAUGGAGUCGUCAACGCCGACUCAACGGGGGAUGUGUUCAUUCUGCGGGACGCACUGGCAGAGCGAAUGGGCGCGCAGUGAACACGACCAGGCGUGGGGAGCGGGCGGCUGCGAUGACGAGGCUGUGGCGAGAAAUUGGAGCACACGACGUGGGGAGCAAACGAGAAAUAAGAGCGGACGACGCGAGAGGCAUCUUUUCCUUGAUGGGGUGGUUGUCUGCGUUGGCGUCGUUGUGUGUGUCGCCCCGUUUUUUGGAACUGGGAAGUUCAUGGACCGGUGACUAUUUCGCUGUGGGUUGGUGUGCAACGUCGUGCAUGAGGCGGCAUAUGUUGGCAGUUUUGUUUGGUGCUGUUUCGUACUGCACGCCCGUGAGGACGGUGUCGGCGGCUCGGGUUGUUGGCGAUGGCAUAGUCCAACGCGUCGUCGGUAGGGGCGACGUCACGUGCGUGCACAUGCCGAUCGUAGUUAUCGUGUAGUAUGUUGUCACCGUGGGCGACGUGUCUGGGUGUCGGAGUCGAUUCCGGGGGUGUGUGUUUUGUUUUCCAGAUGUUGGGAAUGAAGUUGCCAUGAAGGC